CUAAACACCACACCAUAUGUUAGUAUCUUAAGGACGGCGAUGUGGCACUCUCGGGUACUUCGACACAUUUCCGCGCUGGAUUUGUGUAUUUUGGAGCAGCGCGGGUCGACGCUGAGUUAUCGAUAUUGGGAGUCCACGGACUGGAUGCGGGAGUCGUAUCAGAGGACCUCCGCCGCGCAGCGUUUCAGGUGCGAGGAGCGUGCGGCCUCGCUCUGCGAGGAAUUUGAGCGGAUGGAGCAUCUCGACCACUCCUUUCUGGACCGUUAGGCGUUUCAUCAGUUUGGCGUCCCAGCGUUGAAUUCCUUUUAUUCGGUUUGGGAGGCAGCGUCAAUACCGAGAGUUUGUAUGCGGUGAUGCGAAUUGGGACGCUCAAAGGAUGCGAUGGGGUUUUGCAUCCACAUAUCGUUAUCCAGAUAUUGGUUUAAAUCUCGAUACCAAUAGUUGUGUGUCUCUGUGUGAGUAUUAAUAACUAGUAAUGACGGAAAAAAAAACAAUCCUUCUUUUGAGCGCUAGACAUCUGUAAUAAAGCGAUUAUAAUCUUCACAAAAAGCUCAAGGACCACCACCACCUUUUGAUUGUGUUUA
Molecule: messenger RNA, 584 nt
Organism: Phytomonas sp. Hart1
Lineage: Eukaryota; Euglenozoa; Kinetoplastea; Trypanosomatida; Trypanosomatidae
Source: the annotation of a GenBank genome assembly